AUGGCAGUCACCGAACUCGCUUUGUUCCAUUUUAAGAAUAACAAGGGCAUCGAAGCUCCAGAGAAUAAAGCAGUAAAGGAAAAAAUUCUCACUGCAAUCAAAGGACAGGCUUCUUACUCCUCAUACCCAGUCCACCUCCUGACCCAAGUCGAAGAUCCAUCUUAUCUGUAUCUCCUAGGUGGUUGGGACUCGGUCGAAACACACGUGGAGAAAUGGAUUCCGUCAAAGACGAACCAUGAUCUUCUAGCAGAACUACAAGAUGGCAUGGAAGUGGUUUGGCUAGAGCAUCUUGAUGUUGCGCCGAUUUCUCAUUCUCCGGGAUCUGUCAACAAUGAAAAUGCAAGCUCAGUCGUGCCACUAUCAGCACCAGUCAUUGCCAUCAGUCGUUGCUUUAUCAAACCUGGCAACAAAGUCGACUUUCAGAGUAUAUACUCUGCGAACCAACAUCAUCUCGAUACAUUUGUGAAGCCGUGGAGUACUAUUGGGGGGUGGAGAUUGGAUCCGGAAACGAGAAACGAAGAUAACAGCGUCAAAGAUGAAUUCGUUCUUUUCAGUGGCUGGCAUUCUGUCGAAGAUCACUCUAAAUUUGCAGAGUCAGAAGGCUUCAAGGAUUUUGGAAAGAUCGAGGAAUUUCUUCUAGGGGCAGAAAUCAAGCAUGCCGUACUGUCGGUGACGUCGUGA
Messenger RNA from Talaromyces amestolkiae, 681 nucleotides. RefSeq lists its product as uncharacterized. The transcript has a single exon. NCBI's taxonomy places the organism in Eukaryota, Fungi, Ascomycota, Eurotiomycetes, Eurotiales, Trichocomaceae. Bases 1 to 681 code for a protein of 226 amino acids. The record is from RefSeq and is a predicted model, not a curated record.